Molecule: messenger RNA, 7683 nt
Organism: Syngnathus typhle (broad-nosed pipefish)
Lineage: Eukaryota; Metazoa; Chordata; Actinopteri; Syngnathiformes; Syngnathidae
Gene: lrp13b
Product: low-density lipoprotein receptor-related protein 2
Exons: 37
Coding region: 146-7567 (2473 amino acids)
Molecular function (GO): calcium ion binding; protein binding
Source: RefSeq, a predicted model, not a curated record
GCCUGCCAACCGAGAUUCGGUGCUGAAGUGUCGUUUAGGUUCCCAGCUAUGUCAGGACGGGACUCAAUGCGUUCCCUACAGCCAUGUGUGUGAUGGAGAAAAAGACUGUCACGAUGGCUCAGAUGAAGCAGAAUGUGACCCAUGGAUGACAACGACGCCUCCCGAAAAUGGCCGCCAAAAUCGACCUCCAUUACCUGCCAGGACUCAACCUCCCAGCAAGCAGUCUUGCACCAGUCCUUCGUUUCUGUGUUCAGAUUCAACUUGCAUCCCCCCAUCGCAGAUAUGUGACGGCGUUAAAGAUUGUCCUGACGGCUCUGAUGAGAAAACAUGCCUGAAACGAUGCAAAAAUAAAUCGGACUUCCUCUGCAAAGACAGGCGGAGCUGUGUUCUCAAGAAGCUGGUUUGCGAUGGCAGAGCUCAUUGUCACGACAGCUCCGAUGAGGUUGAUUGUUUGCCUGUAGCUCCGCCUCCUCCCCCUGCCAACCAGGAUUUGGUGCUGAAGUGUCGUUUAGGUUCCCGGCCAUGUCAGGAUAAGACUCAAUGCGUUCCAUACAGCCAUGUGUGUGAUGGAGAAAAAGACUGUCAGGAUGGCUCAGAUGAAGAAGAAUGUGACACACGGAUGACAACGCCUCCAGGAAAUGGCUGGCGAAAUCGACCUCCAUUACCUGCCAGGACUCAACCCCCCAUCAAGCCGUCUUGCACCAGUCCUUCGUUUCUGUGUCCAGAUUCAACAUGCAUUCCCCCAACGCAGAUAUGUGACGGCGUUAAAGAUUGUCCUGACGGCUCUGAUGAGAAAACGUGCCUAAAACGAUGCAAAAAUAAAUCUGACUUCCUCUGCAAAGACAGGCGGAGCUGUGUUCUCAAGAAGUUGGUUUGCGAUGGCAGAGCUCAUUGUCACGACAGCUCGGAUGAGGUUGACUGUUCGCCUGUAGCUCCGCCUCCUCCCCCUGCCAACCGGAAUUCGGUGCUGAAGUGUCGUUUAGGUUCCCAGCUAUGUCAGGACGGGACUCAAUGCGUUCCUUACAGCCAUGUGUGUGAUGGAGAAAAAGACUGUCAGGAUGGCUCAGAUGAAGCAGAAUGUGACACACGGAUGACAACGACGUCUCCCGAAAAUGGCCGCCAAAAUCGACCUCCAUUACCUGCCAGGACUCAACCUCCCAUCAAGCCGUCUUGCACCAGUCCUUCAUUCCUGUGUCCAGAUUCAACGUGCAUCCCCCCAACGCACAUAUGUGACGGCGUUAAAGAUUGUUCUGACGGCUCUGAUGAGAAAACAUGCCUGAAACGAUGCAAAAAUAAAUCGGACUUCCUCUGCAAAGACAGGCGGAGCUGCGUUCUCAAGAAGCUGGUUUGCGAUGGCCGAGCUCAUUGUCACGACAGCUCCGAUGAGGUUGACUGUUCGCCUGUAGCUCCGCCUCCUCCGCCUGCCAACCGGAAUUCGGUGCUGAAGUGUCGCUUAGGUUCCCAGCUAUGUCAGGACGGGACUCAAUGCGUUCCCUACAGCCAUGUGUGUGAUGGAGAAAAAGACUGUCACGAUGGCUCAGAUGAAGAAGAAUGUGACACACGGAUGACGACGACUCUUCCAGAAAAUGGCCGCCAAAAUCGACCUCCAUUACCUGCCAGCACUCAACCUCCCAGCAAGCCGUUUUGCACCAGUCCUUCGUUCCUGUGUCCAGAUUCAACGUGCAUCCCCCCAACGCACAUAUGUGACGGCGUUAAAGAUUGUUCUGACGGCUCUGAUGAGAAAACAUGCCUGAAACGAUGCAAAAACAAAUCGGACUUCCUCUGCAAAGACCGGCGGAGCUGUGUUCUCAAGAAGCUGGUUUGCGAUGGCAGAGCUCAUUGUCACGACAGCUCGGAUGAGGUUGACUGUUCGCCUGUAGCUCCGCCUCCUCCCCCUGCCAACCGAGAUCCGGUGCUGAAGUGUCGUUUAGGUUCCCAGCUAUGUCAGGACGGGACUCAAUGCGUUCCUUACAGCCAUGUGUGUGAUGGAGAAAAAGACUGUCAGGAUGGCUCAGAUGAAGAAGAAUGUGACACACAGAUGAUGACGACUCCUCCAGAAAAUGGCCGCCGAAAUCAACCUCCAUUACCUGCCAGGACUCAACCUCCCAGCAAGCCGUCUUGCACCAGUCCUUCGUUCCUGUGUCCAGAUUCAACGUGCAUCCCCCCAACGCAGAUAUGUGACGGCGUCAAAGAUUGUCUUGAUGGCUCUGAUGAGAAAACGUGCCUGAAACGAUGCAAAAAUAAAUCGGACUUCCUCUGCAAAGACAGGCGGAGCUGUGUUCUCAAGAAGCUGGUUUGCGAUGGCCGAGCUCAUUGUCACGACAGCUCAGAUGAGGUUGACUGUCGGCCUGUAGCUCCGCCUUCUCCGCCUGCCAACCGAGAUUCGGUGCUGAAGUGUCGUUUAGGUUCCCAGCUAUGUCAGGACGGGACUCAAUGCGUUCCCUACAGCCAUGUGUGUGAUGGAGAAAAAGACUGUCAGGAUGGCUCAGAUGAAGAAGAAUGUGACACACAGAUGACAACUCCUCCAGAAAAUGGCCGCGGAAAUCGACCUCCAUUACCUGCCAGGACUCAACCUCCCGUCAAGCCGUCUUGUACCAGUCCUUCGUUACUGUGUCCAGAUUCAACGUGCAUCCCCCCAACGCAGAUAUGUGACGGCGUUAGAGAUUGUCCUGACGGCUCUGAUGAGAAAACAUGCCUGAAACGAUGCAAAAACAAAUCGGACUUCCUCUGCAAAGACAGGCGGAGCUGUGUUCUCAAGAAGCAGGUUUGCGAUGGCCGAGCUCAUUGUCACGACAGCUCAGAUGAGGUUGACUGUUCGCCUGUAGCUCCGCCUCCUCCCCCUGCCAACCGGAAUUCGGUGCUGAGGUGUCGUUUAGGUUCCCAGCUAUGUCUGGAUCAGACUCAAUGCGUUCCCUACAGCCAUGUGUGUGAUGGAGAAGAAGACUGUGCUGAUGGCUCGGAUGAAGCGGAAUGUGAAAGUCCAACUUCCUCCAAUCCGGGCUUAAAUGAAUCCCCUGCAACAGCCAAGCCCUUUUACAAUCCGUCUUGUCGUAGUCCAACAGUGUUGUGUCCAAAUUCUUUUCUCUGCAUCGCCCCGACACAAAUGUGUGAUGGAAGAAAAGACUGUCCUGAUGGAUCAGAUGAAGACUGUGUGGAAAAAUGCCCUUCGAAGACCGACUUUCUUUGCAAGGAUGGUAGGAGCUGCGUGUCCAGCGCUCUGGUGUGCGACGGCCGAGCUCAUUGCCACGACGGUUCCGAUGAGGUGGAUUGUCGGAGGCUAGUUCCUCGCUUAACGACGCCUCAGGUGCUGAAAUGCCGGAAGGGCACCAGGCCGUGUCAGGAUGGCAAGGGAUGUGUGCUCAACAGCCACGUUUGCGAUGGAGAAAAAGAUUGUCUGGAUGGAUCGGAUGAAGAAGGAUGCCAGGAUACGUGUGCAAAAGGAGAGUUCCAGUGUGCUCACGGAGUGAUGUGCAUCCCCGAGGCUCAAGUCUGUGACGGGCGGGCUCAGUGUAGCGACCGUUCGGAUGAGCUGGACUGCUGGGAAAAAACCAAAAGCUGCGAGUUUCGCUGCGCCGACGGCCAUCGCUGCAUCCCAAAGAAAUUCCUGUGCGACGGAGAGCCCGACUGCGUUGACGGCACCGACGAGCUCGGCUGUGAUGCACCAACCACGCCAACAAUUACGUCCAUGUUUCCGAGUACCGCUCCGGUUUGCAUCACCCCUUCAGUUCGAUGCCCGACUUCAUCGUUGUGCGUCGCUCCAAAACAGCUUUGCGACGGGAAACCGGACUGUCCAGAUUCUUUUGAUGAGAGCGACUGCGUUUUCAAGUGCAAAAGCCGAAGUAAGUCAACCGAAGCGGCAAAUGGAUUAUCAAAACAAUGUGGAUUAACUCCCCUGCCCCUCCCUUCAGGGGAAUUCUUGUGCAACGAUCGGCGAAAGUGCAUCCCCAGGAUGUACGUGUGCGACGGUCGUGCCCACUGUGCCGACGGCUCCGACGAAAAGAAGUGCAAGUCCCCAGAUGGCGGUUCCCCGUCCUCCAGGGACAAGGCGGGUCCCCUCAAAUGCCGAAACGGGUUCCAGGCGUGUAGAGACGGUCUGGGUUGCGUCAUGUACGACCACGUGUGCGACGGAGAGAAGGAUUGUUGGGAUGGAUCGGACGAAGAGGGUUGCGCUGCUGAAUGCAAAGCGGAUGAGUUUCGGUGCCAUCACGGUCACCGAUGCGUCCGAACCGAUCAGGUGUGCGACGGGCAGUACGACUGUCAAGACCGCUCCGAUGAAAUCAGCUGCGAAAGUCAACUGUCGGGCUGCCAUCACCGUUGCGAUAACGCAACGCGAUGCAUACCGGCGAGCUUCUUGUGUGACGGCGAACGGGACUGCGCUGAUGGUUCGGAUGAAGACAAGUGCGGUUUGAAGUUCUGUGACGUGGAGCAGUUCCGCUGCACCAGCGGUCAGUGCGUGUCGGUGGCACUUCGAUGCGACGGCUACGCGGACUGUAGCGACCACUCGGACGAGGCGGACUGCUCCAGACCGCCGCGUUGCCCGGCCGAGCUGCGAUGCCCUCACAGUCACGAAUGUCUGCAGAGUGAAUGGCUGUGUGACGGGGAGGAAGACUGCAAGGAUGGCUCGGAUGAAAAAAACUGUGAGACAAAGCCACCGCCGUGUCGGGCGUACCAGUGGCAGUGCGGAAGCAGCAGCCAAUGCAUCCCCCUGUCCUGGAGAUGCGACGGGAAGGCCGACUGUCACAAUGGCGUGGAUGAGGACAAAUGCAAACCGAGAAAGUGCCCCUCCCACCUUUACCGGUGCGGCAGCGGCGAGUGCGUUGAUCCGCGACUGGCGUGCAACGGCUUGAUCAACUGUGCCGACAGCUCUGACGAGGGCGUGGGGUGCAAGUUGCGCAACUGCUCCAGCCCUUCACUCCCUCGUUGUGAGCAUAGCUGUGUCAGCACUCCAAACGGACCGAUUUGUUACUGCACAGCAGGUUUCACGCUACAUUCCGACGCCGUCUCCUGCGUGGACACCAACGAAUGCAAUCUGAUGCCUCUCGAAGCAUGUAAACACACCUGCCUCAACACUCGUGGGUCCUACGUGUGCCGCUGCCACCCCAGCUUCUACCUGGAGCCAGACAACAAAAGCUGCAAGACCAAAGAUGAGCCACUGCUCGUGGCAUCCGUCCAGUCCGAGCUUUUGCUUCUUGGAGUUCAAAGCGGCUCCUUGCGUCUUCUGACUUCGGCCAACCAGCCGGUCUUUUCGUUGGACUACCACUGGGCUCAGCAGCGGGUUUACUGGCUCAGUCCCGACUACCAGAGCAUCCGCUGGGCUGACAUGACAAAAGACUCUAGCAGUAAAGGGACACUUAUCAAAGGGGUCAAGUCGGAUUUCAUUGCGGUGGACUGGGUAGGUAAGAACCUGUACUGGGUGGACGGACUCGUAGGUCAAAUUCGGGCGGUGCGCCUCAGUGACACCACGUUGAAGUCUCAAGAUUACACGGUGGUGCUGGCUGAAGAUCUUGAGCUGCCUCGCUCGCUGGUGCUGAUCCCGCACAAAGGGUUGAUGAUGUGGUCCGAGAUCGGCAGCACCCCUCAGAUCCAGCGCUCGGGGAUGGAUGGUUCCAAGAAGAAGGUGGUGGUGAGCAGCAGCUUGACCUGGCCUGUGAGUUUGGCUUACGAUUUCCUGGACGAGCGCAUCUACUGGGCCGACGAGAAGCUACGCUGCAUCGGAUCGGCUUCUCUGGAUGGAGAUGAUGUCAAGAUUCUCCAGCUGGCCGAAACUCCGAGCCCCUUCUCGGUGGCCGUGUUCAACGAUCGGAUUUUCUGGUCCGACACCAAGCGGAGAACCAUCCGCUCAGCUGAUAAGAACACGGGGAAAGACCAGAAGGUUCUUCUCAAAAGACCAGGGCAGCCUUUUGGGCUGAAGCUGAUGCAUCCCCUUUCCCAGCCCGCCAUAUCCAACCCCUGCGACCAGCUGAGGUGCUCCCACAUGUGCCUCCUCACAACCGGAGCGUCCGAGAUGCAGGCGGCAGCAGUUUGCCGCUGUCCAAAGGGGCUGAUACUCUCCAAGGACAAGAUCACCUGCUCGCUACCAUUGGAUUCGUCCUUCAUCUUGCUUCUGUCUUCUACAACAGUCUAUCAGGUUUACUUUAAGUCCUUGCGUCAAGAUGGCGUGGGUCUGAAAAGUAUGCCAAACAGCCGAGUGUUGCUCAUUCCUGGAGUUGUUGAGGCCACCGGACUGGAUCUGGCUUUCCAAGCUUUGUCCUUGUUUGUGGCUGACGGUAAAAAAGGUACUGUCGAUAUGCUGAACUUAAGCGGGCCCAGAUCCAGACAGGCACUGACACUAGCUGGUCGGCUUGUACAACUGAAGGAUGAUUUCGUCAUGGCGCUGGCGGUUGACUGGGUGACCUCCAACAUCUACUGGAGCAGCAUCAGCCGACCUAACAUCCACGUGACGAGCAGCCGUGAAGGCUACACCACCUCACUGCUGCAGGGACGCGUUAAGCGCACAACCUCCAUUGCAGUGCAUCCCCCCUCGAGUCAACUUUGCUACACGGCCUACGUGGGCAGUAAGAGCCAGGCUGAAGUGAGCUGCGCGUGGAUGGAUGGCCGACGCAAAACGGUGCUUUGGACCAAGUCCUCCAGCCCCCUGUCAUUGGUCUUUUCUAAGAAUGGAACUUCAAUCUACUGGGUUGACACAGUUGAAGGCCUCAUCUGCUCUAUUGGACUGGAUGGCUCAGGUUACAAACAAUACAAAGCAGGGCCAGGUUUAGUUACCUCCAUCACGUACAUUGAGAAUAUGCUCCUCUGGAUAACACUGGAAAAGGAGGUCACCAAAAUGUGGUUCAGCGACGGCCACCAUCCCAAACAACUUUGGUUUGAGACAAAAAGCAGCCUGGUGGAAAUCCGAGCGUACAGUCGGGACAGCCAGACAGGAUCCAACAAGUGCGCCGUCAACAACGGGGAAUGCGAGCAUAUAUGCCUGCCUUACCCCGGAGGUCGCGUGUGCAAAUGUGCACGUGGUUUUUACAGCAACGGUCCCACAUCCUGCGCACCGGAGCACCCGUGCCCCAAAGGGGAGCAAGCUUGUCUUGAUGCUAGCAAGUGUAUCAACAGCAGCAACUUCUGUGACCGACGUGUGGACUGUCCGGACCAGUCGGACGAACAAGACUGUCCACAAACGUCUGAUCAACUUCCCAAGCCUCCCGUGGAACCUCCUCGGAACUCCAAGGACACGUCCUCGUGUAGUCAACAACAUUGCAGCGGCCAUGGCAGCUGCGUCACCCAAGGCGAAAUAAUUUCCUGUCAAUGCACGACUGGCUACCGAGGAACGUUUUGUCAAGAGAAGGAAAGCCGGCGAAGCCACGUCGGCGUGAUCCUGGUGGUCUUCUGCCUGCUUGUUGUCAUCUUGGCUGUCUCUCUUCUUAUUGCGAAAAGGAAGGGCUGGCUAUCAAUCGGAGGCAAAUCGCCAGACAAAGAAACGUUGAUGUCAAACAUGGUGCUGGAAAGUGACUAUGCGGAUGAUGACUGUGAGGUACUUGAGUCCCCAGCCGACUUGAAGAACCCCCCAGUAGCUUCCUAGCAGUCAUUUUCUGGAGACUUAUUGCAUCUGUGACGUUUUUGUUUUACAUGGCAAUACUAACCCGGUGCUAAAACUGAUAACCCUUUUGUAGAAUAAAAACAAAGAUUGAUACAGCA